This is a messenger RNA of Talaromyces atroroseus, 732 nucleotides long. RefSeq lists its product as hypothetical. NCBI's taxonomy places the organism in Eukaryota, Fungi, Ascomycota, Eurotiomycetes, Eurotiales, Trichocomaceae. The coding region runs from base 1 to 732 and encodes 243 amino acids. The transcript has 3 exons. The record is from RefSeq and is a predicted model, not a curated record.
AUGGCAGACGCAGUCGCAGUCGCAGAUCGCGAUAAUGACCCUCUCCCUCACACACCUAUUGGCGUUGACCGCGACGACUCACCGUCAGGUCCAUUUCACGAGGACCAACAGCAGCAGCAACAACAACAACACAGAAGAAGAGGACCCGUGCUCUCGCGCACCGUAAGCAACUCCAGUCGUCCGCGCGAAGCUACCGAGCUCGACGAAAUCAUCAGUCCUAGUACCCCCUCCACAGCAUCCAUAUCAUCCGACGAAUACCGCUCUACGCCGCGACAGAGUGUCCACGAGGCCCGCAGUAUUGCCGCUUCGUCUGCUAGUAGUACAACGAAACAGCAUUUUCAAGCGCUGAGACGGUUUUGGGCACGGCAUGUCACUUUAAACGUUCCUCAGAAGGGGAAUAGGGACUAUUUCGCCCUGGAAAGAACAUUCCUAGCUUACAUGCGCACAGCAGCCACUUUCUCUAUGCAAGGGGUUCUUGUCGCACAAAUCUUUCGUCUGAGGUCCCAAAGCCAGAGCAGCAACCAUCCUGCGCAUCUCAGUUUCCACUCUGUCGGUGUUCCCAUAAGCGUUGCAUAUCAGGUGUGCGCAAUCCUCGUGGCGCUUGUGGGCGCAUACCGGUUUUGGAGACAGCAGAAUGCGAUUGCCAGGGGGAAGAUUGUCUCUGGGGGCUGGGAGGUGAAUUGUGUCGGCUAUAUUAGCGCUGCUCGCAAUAGCGAUUGCGAUUACUGUUGA